Molecule: messenger RNA, 1059 nt
Organism: Peronospora farinosa
Lineage: Eukaryota; Oomycota; Peronosporomycetes; Peronosporales; Peronosporaceae
Source: the annotation of a GenBank genome assembly
AUGAAACGAGCGACACCCGUGGGUAGUACGCAUCGCUAUAAAUGGAGUGAAAAACAGAUGUUACAACAUGCCCAGACAACGUUUGAGUGGCAUGGAGAAGAUGCAGGAAUUGCUUCUAGUUAUUUUCAUAUUGUUGCAGAUGGAGUUUCAUCCCCUUUUGGACGUCAAUCUCUUGAAAAGUAUGAUGAUGGUAUCCCAGUAUCUUCAGCUCUUUUAGCAACGGAAGUUGUGACAUGUGUACGCCUUGUAUUGGAAGAGUUGACGAAUCAUAAUCAGGAACCAGUUGAGCAACAAACGUUUGAAGAAGCGAUCGUCGAUGCAAUUAAAACGGCACGGAUCAAUUGUUUUCAGUAUCGGAAAUCCAGACUAGCAACGACAUUGAUUGUGUCGUACUUUAAUCGAUGGACAGGGACGUUACUGACAUUUUCACUUGGAGAUUCCAAGUGUUUAAUUGUUCGACGAGGAUCUAUUGUCUAUGAGACAUUGGCGGUCUUACGCGAGUUUAACAUGCCGACAGUUGUCAAUUUACGAGAACAAGUAGUGCCAAAAGAUUAUGUCGUACAGAGCUUUGCUCUUCAAAAAGGUGAUGUGUGUCUUACUUUCUCGGAUGGACUGGGUGAUAACUUGUACAAGGAUGAUAUUACUGCAGCUCUAGCAGCGCCAGGAGAGCUAUUGGAGUCUGGAUUACAAAGUGUAUGUGAUCAACUUGUCAACAUGUCCAAAGUACACGAGAAGAUGCCGUUGGAUGGAGAGAAUGGAGGUUGUCAAGAUCUCCUGUAUCCGUUCGCAACGGCUGCGGUGGUAGAGUACCGUAAACGCACGUUAGAGGAGACCAAACUUGCCGCUGGUGGCCUACUAGAUGCCAGUGGGGUCGACCACAUGGCACUGUCACUUGAGUUGAUAAAGAGACACAAAGGCAAGCAAACUUUGGACCGACAUUUGCUGCUGCGGAGACCAUCGCGAAAGCACCAUUAUUCCCUCAUGCAGCUCCGACUUAUGGCACUGAUGUCAACGAAAAAGCCGGAUGACAUUACGCUCUUCAUGACACGUUUUGUAUAA